UGACUUUCAUAUCCCGUCUAGGAAGGUCCUCGGAUUGACCUCAUCUACCAGGCCCGCUCCGCAGUGGAGAUGUCGAUUGCUUUCUCUUGUCGGAGUCCGAGCGUGUCUUUUCCGUGGCAUUGAUGAGUUGAAAACCUCCCGGGCAUAUAGUGCACUGGCCUCGCACAUUGUCCGCUUGAAGAAACAAUCUUCUUGCUCACCCAGUUUGGACUGGAUAUUCGCGUUUAUCAAGUUGCUUCAGGUCUAGACCUGCAACCAAGUCAUGAACAUGUUCACUUUCAGGGAUGAAACUGCAAAGACCCCAGAGCCCCAACUUGCCUCGAUGGCUUCCUCAAUGAAUCAAGAUUCGGAAAAGGGUUCAAUCUCACAGGACCCAUCCACCAUUGAGGUUCAAGCAUUGGAGUCUCCGCCCCAUCAUAUCUUCACUCGAUCUCGCAAGUUGCAGAUGGUAUGCAUUGUAUCCAUGGCAGCUAUCUUCUCUCCACUGUCUUCCAAUAUCUACUUCCCGGCCUUGGAAGACGUGUCGCGGUCACUCAAUGUCAGCAUGACGCAAGCGACUCUCACCAUCACAAUAUACAUGAUUGUCCAAGGCCUCGCGCCGACCUUCUGGGGCUCGCUUUCAGAUGCUACAGGGCGACGCCCUGUUUUCAUUGGCACCUUUGUUGUCUACUUGGUAGCGAACAUCGCACUCGCGGAGUCCAAGAAUUAUGGCGAGCUCAUGGUGUUCCGCGCACUGCAGGCUGCUGGUAGUGCAGCCACCAUCUCAAUUGGGGCUGGAGUCAUUGGUGACAUCACCACUUCGGCAGAACGGGGUAGCUUGGUUGGCAUUUUCGGUGGAGUCCGUAUGCUUGGACAGGGAAUUGGGCCGGUCUUCGGUGGCCUGCUGACCCAGUAUCUAGGGUAUAGGUCCAUCUUUUGGUUCUUGACCAUUCUUGGGGGCUUGAGUCUAGUCUCACUCCUGGUUCUGCUCCCAGAAACGCUGCGCCCCAUCGCUGGCAAUGGUACUGUGAUGCUGCGUGGCCUUCACAAGCCUUUCAUUUAUCAUUUUACAAGCCAACCCGGUGUUAUUGAGGGUGCAGAACCAGAAUCCCAAAAGGCGAAGGUGACCUGGCGGACCGUUUGUGCUCCGUUGAAGUUCUUGGUCGAAAGGGAUGUCUUCAUCACCCUCUUUUUCGGAAGUAUAGUGUAUACUGUCUGGAGCAUGGUGACAUCGAGCACCACAGAUCUCUUCGGCGAGGUCUAUGACUUGUCAUCACUCGAGAUAGGAAUGACAUUCUUGGGCAACGGCUUUGGAUGUAUGUCGGGGUCUUACCUGGUGGGGUAUCUUAUGGACUAUAAUCACCGCUUGACGGAGCGCGAAUAUUGUGAGAAGCAUGGAUAUCCAGUAGGCACUCGAGUCAAUCUCAAAUCCCACUCGGACUUUCCGAUUGAGGUUGCACGGAUGCGGAAUACCUGGUGGAUAACUGGCAUCUUCAUCGUGACCACAGCGACCUAUGGUGUGUCUCUCCGCACCCAUAUUGCCGUUCCCAUCAUCCUGCAAUACUUCAUCGCCUUCUGUGCGACGGGUAUCUUCACCAUCAACAGCGCGUUGGUCAUUGAUCUGUAUCCCGGAGCUAGCGCCAGCGCAACGGCUGUGAACAACUUGAUGCGAUGUUUGAUCGGGGCUGCCGGUGUGGCGGCUGUGCAACCCAUCUUGGAAGCGCUGGGGGCAGAUUAUACAUUUGUUCUACUUGCGGGCAUUACCAUGGGGAUGGCUCCAUUACUGUGGAUCGAAGAUCGAUGGGGCCCCGGUUGGCGUCGCGCCAGAGAGCAAAGGCUCAAGGCACAAAAGCAGUAAGUAGACUGGCCGAAUGCACGAGGCUUGAGAGGCGCUCGUUGGAGUUCUGGAGUUGCUUGGGGGGUUUAUUUUGUGUUGAUAAUUACACCACGUGGGCGCACAUGGCCUCCUCGAUGGAUUUUCUUGGACGGCGUUGUAUAACUUGGCG
Aspergillus saccharolyticus JOP 1030-1 is the source of this 1985-nucleotide messenger RNA. Its product is annotated as MFS general substrate transporter. The transcript is spliced from 5 exons. Bases 263 to 1837 code for a protein of 524 amino acids. The record is from RefSeq and is a predicted model, not a curated record. Gene Ontology annotation, molecular function: transmembrane transporter activity. Gene Ontology annotation, biological process: transmembrane transport. Lineage: Eukaryota; Fungi; Ascomycota; Eurotiomycetes; Eurotiales; Aspergillaceae.